UCAUUGGCUGGGAGGUUUGUGUCGAUGUCAUCGAUGAAGAUGAUUGGCAGGAUGAAGGGUCAGUGACAGCUGGGCCCCUGUAAACAAUGACGGAAGCUUCCAGAGCAGCAACAGCAACGCACCAGAACGUAACAUUCUUUGCAACGAUUAAUGUUCAACUUUGCGUAUUAUGAGCGCAUCCUGCGUCCCUCACGUCCCUCCCUCACGGUAAAAUGCCUCGGCCCGAAAUAGGGGACGGCUCCAAGAGCCCCGCGGAACUUCCCGACAAAAGCGACGCUCUGGAAAAGGGCUCGACCGUCCUCCCGGCCGUCUCCACCAUGGACCUUAUGGACGACAAGCAAGAUGUAGAGGAAGAUGACCCGUGGGAUAUCCCAGAACUGCAGGACACAGGGGUCAAGUGGUCAGAACUGGACACCAAAGGCAAGGUGCUCCGGGUGCUGAUGGCCAUUGGGAAGUUCAUCGUACUGCUGGGGCUCCUCUACUUGUUUGUGUGCUCCCUGGACAUCCUGAGCUCAGCCUUCCAACUCGUCGGAGGUAAACUUAUUUGCACCCUCACGCCUCGCUGUGGAGCACCACGAGGUCGAGGCAGAGCAGCGAUGAGUUCCCUUCCGACAUGCCCCAGUUUUCAGAGAGAUCCAUGUGCGUUGUCUGUCGGUGUGCUUGGUGAAUGUGAGCCGAGAUGCUUGAGCAGACAUUGCUGGGAUGUGGUGUCCGCAGGAAAAGCCGCAGGAGACAUCUUCAAGGAUAACGCGGUGCUGUCGAACCCAGUGGCCGGCCUGGUGAUCGGCCUCAUGGUCACCGUGCUGGUUCAAAGCUCGAGUACCUCCUCAUCCAUCGUAGUCAGCAUGGUGUCUUCUGGCCUGCUGCAGGUCAAGUACGCUGUGCCGAUCAUCAUGGGAACCAACAUCGGGACGUCGGUCACCAACACCAUUGUGGCAAUGAUGCAGGCGGGAGACAGAAAUGAGUUUCGCAGGGCCUUUGGGGGUGCCACCGUGCACGAUUUCUUCAACUGGCUGUCGGUCAUCAUCCUGCUGCCCCUGGAGGUGGCCUCGGGCUUCCUCUAUAAACUUACCAAGCUUCUCAUCGACUCCUUCCACAUCGAGAGUGGCGAAAAUGCGCCCGACCUGCUCAACGUCAUCACUGACCCGCUCACCGAUUCCAUCAUCCAGCUGGACAAAUCUGUCAUCAGUGAUAUUGCCACCGGAGACCCAGCUGCGAAAAACAAGAGCCUGAUCAAGGUCUGGUGUAAAACAAAUACCACGACGACCUUGCAGAACGUGACCGUUCCGGGUCAGGACAACUGUACCUCCAUCGAGUUCUGCUGGACGGACGGCAAUGUGACGUGGACGCUGAUGAACGUUACCAAGAAGAUCAACCUGGAGAGAUGCAAACAUAUCUUUGCCAACACCACCCUGCCAGACUUGGCCGUGGGCCUCAUCCUGCUGGUGCUCUCCUUGCUUAUCUUGUGCACAUGCCUCAUCCUCAUCGUCAAGCUGCUCAACUCCAUGCUGAAGGGCCAGGUGGCCAUAGUCAUCAAGAAGAUCCUCAAUACAGACUUUCCUUUCCCCUUCGGAUGGGUGACCGGCUACCUGGCCAUCGUCGUCGGGGCAGGAAUGACCUUCAUCGUGCAGAGCAGCUCGGUCUUCACCUCCGCCAUUACUCCACUUGUCGGAAUUGGCGUCAUUACCAUCGAGAGGGCAUAUCCACUGACCCUAGGAUCGAACAUCGGCACCACAACCACAGCCAUUUUGGCUGCCAUGGCCAGUCCUCCGGAGACAUUGGGCAACUCUUUGCAGAUCGCCUUCUGCCACUUCUUCUUCAACAUCGCUGGCAUCAUCAUCUGGUACCCUAUCCCCUUCAUGCGAGUCCCCAUCCGCCUGGCCAAGGCUCUGGGCAACCGCACCGCCAAGUACCGCUGGUUCGCAGUGUUCUACCUCAUCCUCUGCUUCCUGGUCCUGCCGCUGGUCGUCUUUGGCCUCUCCCUGGCUGGCUGGCAGGUCCUGGCGGGUGUGGGCGUGCCCAUCCUGGUCCUGGUGAUCUUGGUCAUCAUCGUCAACAUCCUUCAGUCCCACCGUCCUCGGUGGCUCCCACCCGUGCUGCGCACCUGGAACUUCCUGCCACACUGGAUGCAUUCGCUGUCACCCAUGGACCGCAUGGUCACUGCGAUGACUGCCUUCUGCUCCAGGCGUUGCUGUUGCUGCUGUACGUGCUGCAAAAGCAGCCAGAAGGAGGAGAAGAGAAACCACAGCUCCCUGUGCAGGACCACAGGAAGGGCCAACGGUGAGCUGGAGAUGCACAGCAACCCGGCCCUUUCCUGGGACGGCGAGAUGGAACCCGAGCCAAACGGCGACUCUGCAACUGCAGGCAGACAGGAGGACGUGCGAGCUGAACGUUUUUAAUGAGCCCACGCUCAGACUCGAAAUCGCAGAAAGUCCUGAACAUUCAGUGGAAAAAACCGCCUCUGCAGCAGAGCUACGGGGCCCUGGAAGGGCCACAAGGACACUGGCAACAGCAUGGUACAAAGUGCGUAACCAUGUGCACAACAGCACUGCACAGCGAGGCCACGCGAUCCCAUUAACAUUUCUCAUGCUGCUUAUAAAUAGUCAUUUUCUGCUGUUAUCAUCCACACAUGCAUGAAUAAUGAUAUAUUUCAUCUGUAAUGGACUUUCAAUAUUUAAGUAAAACUUCAGAAGAAACAGAACAGAAAAAUCGGGACUUUUCAUGUAGUUCUUGUACUUGUUCUAGGUAUUACUGUGCUGCUUGUUUUCUGUUUCUUCAUCCUGUCUUUCUCUGUCAAAAGAAUUUAUUUAAAUGUCUAUUUUUCAGCAUUUGUAACUACGAAAUGACAGCUUUGUUAAGGCUCUGCAUAAAGGAAAUAUUAAAAUGUAUUUUACACGUUGCCAGUGUUGAAGUGUCUAAUUCAUAAAGAUUACUUACUUAUGUAACUGGCAGAUAUGAAACAGCCAUUUAUCAGGCAGGACUUGCGAACGAACAGCACACAUCAUACAUCCGUAGUAAACGGCUGAGUACGGAACGACCCGAGGCCUCAUAAGUUGCUCAAAGGUUGAUCCAGUGCAGUUUUAUCUGGACUCAGAUCAUUGCAGUGCUGUGAAACACCA
Messenger RNA from Scleropages formosus (Asian bonytongue), 3119 nucleotides. RefSeq names its product sodium-dependent phosphate transport protein 2B-like. Gene Ontology annotation, molecular function: sodium:phosphate symporter activity. The transcript is spliced from 12 exons. Gene Ontology annotation, cellular component: apical plasma membrane; brush border; vesicle. Gene Ontology annotation, biological process: sodium-dependent phosphate transport; intracellular phosphate ion homeostasis. The record is from RefSeq and is a predicted model, not a curated record. The coding region runs from base 213 to 2399 and encodes 728 amino acids. NCBI's taxonomy places the organism in Eukaryota, Metazoa, Chordata, Actinopteri, Osteoglossiformes, Osteoglossidae.